AUGGAAGCACACGAAAGCCACACGCUGAUUUCCGAGGAGCUAGGCCUGCUCCUCGGUGCCCUGCGUGCUGGCGAGGCUGACUCGGCACGGUGUUGCGCAGAGCGACUCGGCUCGCGCUGCCUGACGUCGCGCAUUGCCGACGUGGCAUGUGACCACAUCGGCAUCGGAACGCCGGUCCUGUCUCACAUCAAGGCGGCGGUGAACGAGCUGGUGGAGGCGUUCUGCCAGGAUACAAGAGACGACGACCGACAGCUCACUUGUUGUCUCGGGCUGUGCGCUCUCUACGUCGCCCGCGGCACGCCGCACUCCGCCGCCGUGCGCGCGGCGCUGCAGGCGCACGGCGCCGCCGCCGCGGCCGCGGCAGGCCGCGUCCUCGUGGCUGUUGCGCGGCAGCCGCCCGGCGCGGCCGGCAGCAGCGAGAGACGAGACGACGUGAUCGAGGAACACAUCGGCCGCCCCUUGCUCAUGGUAAUGGCAGUCCUGGGGCUGCCGGCAGCCAACAUUGCUGAACAGCGAGCCAAGGUCAAGGCUUUCAGAACCACGGGCGCCUUCUCGGUGGCGCUCGACCUUGGAGCGGCAGACUGCAUGCAGCUCAUCCUGCAGGCGCUCACACAGGCUGAGGACGACGGCGCGGACGCUGUCUUGCGCAGCGAGCUCGAGCGCCGGCCCCGCGCGGCCGCGGCCGUCGCCGCGCGCAUGGUCGAGCACGCCUGCGGCCCCGCGGGCGGCGAGCCCCAGGUGGCGACGGCCUUCCGGCUCCUGUCGCUGAUGGCGAGGGCCGGCACGGGCGCGCGGCACGCGGCGCUGGUGGAGGCACCGCAGGCGUGGGACGCUUCGCUCGGCUUGAUCGGGCCCGACGCCGGACUGAGCGGCUGGGGGGCCACCUGGGCGCUGACCGCCCUCAACGGCCUGUUUGCCUGCCCGCUGGGGCGCUGCGCUGUCGCUGGCUGCCGCUGCCAGGCGGCCAUGUCGUCGCUCAUGCGGCGCGCCGUGCCGCCGCUGCUGCGGCUCGCGGCUGGCCGCCGCGCAGGGGCGGGGGCGAGCGAGCAGGGGGAUCGGCUGCAGCAGUUGGCGGCAGAGGCGGUUUUCGCCGUUGCCCGGCGCGAGCACAACGCCGACACGCCCAUCAGCAGCAUUGCCGCUGCGCCCGGGGCCGCGGCGGCGCUCGUCGCCGCCCUCCGUUUUGCGGUGAUGGCGGAGCGCAUCACCAGGGAUCCAGAGGAGCGCCAGUGCUGCUUCCGCGCCAUGUGUGCCGCCGCCCAGGCGAUCGCCUUGGUCGGCGCCCACUCUGGCGGUCGGGGGGCCGAGUGGCGGGGCUCCGUCGGCCUGCUGGGUGGCCCGGCGCUGGCGAGGCUCGCGGGCGUCAUAGAUUUUUGGGAGUCUGAGGAGGUAGAGCGGCUGGCACUGGCGGGGGUGCCUAAUGGCAGGAUCUCAGGCAUGAUGACGGAUGCAGUGGAUGCGGCUGUGGACGCGGCCAUCUUGGAGACUGAGCUGAGCAUCCCUGAAGGGGGGGCGGGGCUGCCGGCGCAGGGCGGCUCGAGGCAGCAGCGGCGCCUGCAGCAGUGGCGGCAGCAGGAGCGGCAGCGAGAGCAGAUGCAGGCACGGCAGCAGCGGACGCAGCGGCAGCAGAAGCAGCAGCAGCAGUCGGUACAGGAGCAGUCGCUACAGCAGCCCACGCAAGUGCAGCAGCCACAGCCGCAGCAGCAGCAGCAGCAGCAGCAGCAGCAGCUACCGCAGCAGCAGCAGCAGCAGCAGCUACCGCAGCAGCAGCAGCUACCGCAGCAGCAGCAGCAGCAGCAGCACCAGCAGCUACCGCAGCAGCAGCAGCAGCAGCAGCAGCAGCAGCAGCAGCAGCAGCAGCAGCAGCUACCGCAGCAGGCGGCGAGGCCCUCAACAGGAGAUCAGUCUGGCGCUGGCGUGCGUCACACGCAGAAGCAAAUUCCAGAGCACCUGCAGGCGUGCGCCAGCUGCGGCACGGCACGCGGCGAGGCGAAGCUGCGCGAGUGCACAGGCUGCUGCGCGGCGGCGUACUGCGGCGCGGGGUGCCAAAAGGCGCACUGGGCGUCCCAUCGGCCAGCCUGCAAGGCGGCGCAGCAGGCCAAACAGAGGCUCGAACCGGGGCUUGUCACGUAA
This is a messenger RNA of Monoraphidium neglectum, 2133 nucleotides long. RefSeq lists its product as hypothetical. NCBI's taxonomy places the organism in Eukaryota, Viridiplantae, Chlorophyta, Chlorophyceae, Sphaeropleales, Selenastraceae. The transcript has a single exon. The coding region runs from base 1 to 2133 and encodes 710 amino acids. The record is from RefSeq and is a predicted model, not a curated record.